UCUCUUUUCCCAACAAUUCUCCCCCUCUCCUCCUCCCCACACCACCCCCCCAAUCGCGCAAACCACACCCUCCCAACCGCCCCAUCAUGGCCGACAACAAAGACACCAAGGGCAAAGCGCCCGCAAACCAGACCUCGGAGUCCGGAUCCAGCCCGAAACCCUACUCAAUCGGCGACAAGCUGACCCCUAAAAUGGCGGAGUCGCUACUGGAGAACAACCCCGCCUUGAAGAACGAGAUGGCGGGGCUGGGCAAGGACAAGACCGCCGAGGCCCUGCGCAAGAUGGACAUCGCCGACCUGCUGACGGGUCUGGCGGUGGGCGGGAAGAACCAGAAGGAUAUGGCCUCUUACAAGUUCUGGCAGACGCAGCCGGUGCCGCGGUUUGACGAGACCGGUAGUGAGCCGAGUGCUACUGGGGGUCCGAUCAAGAUGAUUGAUCCGGAGAAGGUGUCGAAGGAGCCGGAUGCGCUGGUUGAGGGGUUUGAGUGGGCGACUCUGGAUUUGACUAAUGAGGUGGAGUUGCAGGAGUUGUGGGAUCUUUUGACGUAUCACUAUGUGGAGGAUGAUAAUGCGAUGUUCCGGUUCCGAUAUUCGAAGGCUUUUCUUCACUGGGCGCUGAUGUCGCCGGGCUGGAAAAAGGAAUGGCACGUGGGUGUGCGCGCCACCAAGUCGAAGAAGCUGGUCGCCUCCAUCUGCGGCGUCCCCACCGAACUCCGCGUGCGCGGCCAGAAGAUCAAGGUGACUGAGAUCAACUUCCUCUGCAUCCACAAGAAGCUGCGGUCGAAGCGGUUGACGCCGGUCCUCAUCAAAGAGAUCACCCGCCGCUGCUACCUGAACGGCAUCUACCAGGCGAUCUACACCGCCGGAGUGGUGCUGCCCACCCCGGUCAGCUCCUGCCGCUACUACCACCGUCCCCUGGACUGGCUGAAGCUCUACGAAGUCGGCUUCUCCCCGCUGCCGCACGGCUCCACCAAGGCCCGCCAGAUCACCAAGAACCACCUCCCGAGCAACACGUCGAGCCCGGGUCUGCGGCCCAUGGAGCUCAAGGACGUCGACGCCGUGCAGGAUCUGCUGGAGCGGUACCUGCGCCGGUUCGACAUGAACCAGGCGUUCACAAAGGACGAAGUCAAGCACUGGCUGGUCCACAGGGACAACGACGAGCAGGAGCAGGUCGUGUGGUCGUACGUGGUGGAAGACCCGGAGACGCACAAGAUCACGGACUUCUUCUCGUUUUACAGCCUUGCGUCGACGGUCAUUCAGCACCCCAAGCACAAGGACGUGUGCGCCGCCUACCUCUACUACUACGCCACGGAGACGGCAUUCCAAGAGGACAUGAAGACUCUCAAGGACCGGCUCCAGAUGUUGAUGAACGAUGCGCUGAUCAUGGCGAAGAAGGCCCGCUUCGACGUCUUCAACGCGCUCACCCUCCACGACAACCCCCUGUUCCUGGAAGCGCUCAAGUUCGGCGCCGGCGACGGCCAGCUGCACUUCUACCUGUACAACUACCGAACGGCCCCUAUCCCCGGCGGCGUCAACGAGAAGAACCUCCCCGACGAGAAGCAGAUGGGCGGUGUUGGUGUUGUGAUGCUGUAAACAAAAUAAGGGCAUGAUACGAGAUACGAGGGUCGAUUCUACUCUCGUAUACUCCCAGUACUAGUACUUGAUAUUGGCUGAAAAUCUUUUGAGCAACAGCGCAACCAAGCAUGAUGAAAAUGAGAUGAUAUCCCACUAUUUAUGAUUGAUUAUUGC
Messenger RNA from Aspergillus campestris IBT 28561, 1748 nucleotides. Its product is annotated as glycylpeptide N-tetradecanoyltransferase swoF. NCBI's taxonomy places the organism in Eukaryota, Fungi, Ascomycota, Eurotiomycetes, Eurotiales, Aspergillaceae. Gene Ontology annotation, biological process: N-terminal peptidyl-glycine N-myristoylation. The record is from RefSeq and is a predicted model, not a curated record. Gene Ontology annotation, molecular function: glycylpeptide N-tetradecanoyltransferase activity. Bases 87 to 1592 code for a protein of 501 amino acids. Gene Ontology annotation, cellular component: cytoplasm. The transcript is spliced from 3 exons.